AUGUCACAAUAUACGCUUGCAUACUUGACAAGUGCUUGGGUAAAGCCCAUUGAUGAGAUCCUUUUACCAUGGCUUUAUAGUAUUCUGGAUGAAAUGAAUGAGAUAAAGAAAGAGAAAUUAAUGAUUACGUUUCUUCAAGUUCAUUGGAGUCCUCAGGAUACUGAUACUAGUAGUACCAAUGACACGAAAACAAAAGUACAGCGACUUCAGCCAAUAUUAUUUCGGUUGCGUUGUAAAGAGCUUCAAGUGACGGAUUUGCCUGCGUGUGUCCUUCUGGAUGCUAAAGGACAAGUACUGACGCAGAAAUUGCUGCAAUCAUUCGAUGAUGAAGUUUGUCAGCUCUAUAAGUCUAACGCAACAUUAACGUCUUUUACUGAUUUUACUUUGUCAUGGAAAGUGUUUAGAGAGCUCUUGGAAAACAACGGGGUCAUAGGGGCUACCUGGGAUAAAUUGCGGCCAUUGUGGCUAUCGAAUAUGACUCUUGUGCAGUCCGCUGCCUUUCAACCGCUCAAAGUUGAUGAUGGGGCCCUUGUAAAGAUGCGUCAAGAGGCUUUAGCGUUGUAUGAAGCGGGAGAAUUUCUGUCAGCAGCGACAAGUUUCGUAAACAUAUUAUUGAUUCGUCCAACAUGUACAAAGUCAAGUUUUAACCUCGCUGUCAUUCUUCAAUCAAUUGGUGAAACGUACUUUGCUGUGUCCAACAUGUUGCGUGUCGUGGCUCUCGACGAUAGUGAUUCCGUCGCGCACACAGUCCUUCGAUCCGUUUAUUAUCCGAAGGAACCCGACCUCGUAGUUGCUGGCUAUCGCUUAAUCCUUUCAGCAAAUCGAGAUGGUCAUGUCCGAGCAACGCACUCGCUCGCAACAUUAGAGGAUGCCAUCACUAUCAGGACUGCUGCCCCUGCUUAUGUCGCAGAGGUCUUCGACGAGCUUGCGGACAGCUUUGAGGAAAAACUGGUGGCACAUCUGGAAUACCACGUACCUUGGCAACUUGUCGAGGCUCUGCAGAUACUAUCGCCAGCCGGAUUCAUAUCCACAGACUCCAAAACGGAGCCCACGUGGGUUGUGGCAGAUGUCGGAUGUGGCACUGGUCUUUGCGGUCGCCUUCUCCGUCCGCAUGUAAAACAUAUUGUUGGGGUGGACAUCUCGCCAUUGAUGAUUGAAAAGACACGUGAGAAGGGUAGUUACGACGAGCUGCAUACCGUAGAUAUUGUACCAUUCCUUGAGUCCUGCGCUAAUGAAUCGCUGGAUCUAGUCAUUUCAGCAGACGUAUGGAUUUAUGUGGGCGCAUUGGAGCAAGUAUUUGAGUUAAGCGCACGCAAGCUUCGUGCCUCCACGGGCUGGAUGGCCUUUUCAAUCGAAUUAUGUAAUCCUAGAGCCACUGACAAUGCAGUUGAAUAUCGGUUGGCUUCAUCUGGCCGAUUUCAACACGCGCACAGUUACAUCGCCUCCCUCGCAAGCUGCUUUGGUUUUACAAUUGCUUUACAGGAAGGCAUUACUGUGCGCAAGGAGAGUGGUGAGCCUAUUCCAGGUCGCAUUUAUCUUCUCCAUCGAGACGGUAGCUCAGCAGAAUGA
Molecule: messenger RNA, 1569 nt
Organism: Peronospora belbahrii
Lineage: Eukaryota; Oomycota; Peronosporomycetes; Peronosporales; Peronosporaceae
Source: the annotation of a GenBank genome assembly